AUAAAUUUACAUUAAAUUUGUGUUUUGCAAUAACCAGUUAUAGUGUUUCGAAGGUGGUGGAACCUCCAAAAUCCAUAUAUUCAAAAUAUGGUGAUUAUAUCAAUAUGACUUUCCCGUCUACGUUACCGCACUCAGUUACAAUUGGGUUUCGAACCAAGCCUAGCUCCCUCAGGCCUCAGGCUCCAGUACUGAGCGCUGAACGUGAACUCUGAAAUCUGAGUUUUGAGCUCAUGAUAGAAAAAAACAUUUGGCACGCAGUCGUAGCGUGUGAAUAUAUAUUUUGCAUUGACAGUCCUUCUCCGGGACCCCGAGCAUGAACCAAUGUUGGUUCUUUCCCCCAAUGUUUCGUGCAGCAUGCGGCCGCGGGUGCUCCUUGCGGGUUCGUAACAGACAAUAUACCACUGCUACUUUUCCAACCUGGUCUACUCUGAAUCACGAGAUACCUGCCCCUAGCUCUUUCGCUCAUUCAAAAUUGAACAACCUACUUGCUUCAUCUAAAUCUGCACCUAACGACAUAUGGGCCUUUUAUAAUGAUGUCCUAGAUGUUUCAGGGCCUCACGAGCUCGAUUUAUUUAUACACCAGAGGGUUUUGCAGCGGUGUACAUUAUCCAUGGAACAGAUGCGUAAAAACUCCCGGCGACACUACUUCAGCAUGGCGCGGCCAGUCCCGGGACAUAUACACGAAGAUCGCUUCCAGAAUGUCAUUCGCAACAUCCUGUCUAUUGGAUACACGCCCUCGAGAGAGGACUACCACUUCAUUCUGGGGCAAUUCGCUGCUGUCGGACACAGUAUUGGCUCAAUGGGUGUGUACAACGAAAUGAGGGGGAAUAAAGGUUGUCUACCGAACAAUGUAACGAUUGCAUUGGUACUACAGUCGAUUGCGCAUAGGCUUGGCCUGCCGGAGCGCAAGGUGGAUAGACAGGAAACAGCGAAUCGCGCGCGGGGACUUCUGAAGCAAAUAUUAGACGACAUGCGGAGCAGGGGGAUCCCAUGGACCAAUACCAAUAUGGAUUUGACAAUACGCAUCAUGAAGUAUACGUCUGACGAAGAGAAUUUUGAUACGUUACUCAAGCUUGGCUAUGGUAUCGACCUUCGGUAUCCCGACAGGCCAGUACUUGACGAUCAAUCUAGCGCACUUCUGCCUUUCACCCUCCACACACUAAACACCGUCAUCAACAUGUACGGUCUCGGAGGGAAUUUAUCCAAACUCGUACAAGCGUUCGAAGUGCUUACUGUCCCUUUACCCCAUGCCCAGAAACAUUUCUCUGCUUCGUUCGAGGACGAAGAUGACUUUGGUAUUGUUCCUCCGGAAUCAUCCCUCUCUUUUAGGUUUCCCUCGGCUGAGCCCAAUACCACCACCUACACAUUCCUUCUUCGACAAAUUUCUCAACACAACAAAGCCCAUCUUGCGCGACACUAUCUUCUUCAAGCUAUAAAGCAUGACAUAGAGGUUUCCCGUGAUCUCCGACGAAAGGUCAUUACCACACCAAACCUCGAAGACGUUCAGGCUCCGCGUAUAGCUAUCAACCGAGCCAUGCUGGUUCCCGUGUUUGGCUUAAGCAACAGGAACAAGAACGUAUCACUCAUGAGAUGGCUCCAUGACCGUAUUCCAUCUAUAAUUCGAAGGAAAAAAGCCGACAUUUUGCAUUUCUCUAAUUUCAUUAAGCAUUUGGAAAGAGUGGGCAAAUGGCCACCACCACCAAAGCCUAAAUCAUACCAUACCACUCGUAGAGUUCCAGUCUCAACUUCAAAAGACUACAUCGAUGUCGACGGCGUACGCUGGCAUCGUGCUGAUGUUGAAGAUGUCCUUGCUGUCGAUCCGAGUAUCCAACAACCUGUACCAGUUUAUACUGUGAAACCCAUCGAUCUACGGCUUCACCUUCGUAUUCUUAAAACCGACGUCAACGACCUUACCGUAUAUUACGGAUAUGUCCGGUCGGUACUCGCGCGCACGAUUGAAAGAGUGAAAGACAAACUCGGUCGUAGGGUAUGGAGAGGAAGGAACAUUUAUCUCAAAGACGUCACGUUAGCAGGCGGCACGGCGGCACAUCCCAAAUCAAGGAUGAAGGUCUCGAAGGAUACGUGGAGGCAAAUUGUUGGUUACAAACCAAAGCUUAAGACUGGGUUUGCGCGACCCCCGUCGCAUUUUCAUCACAAGGUCAUCAGACAUCAGUACUGGCGGGAGGUGAAGAGCAUUAGAGAGGAGCAGGCGAAAGGGAGCUCUGCAGGUCACUUCACGCGGUCGGGACAAACUUCAAUGUUGAAGCCGCCAGGCGAAAAGGGUAGAGAGUGCUAAUCUGAUUCAUCCUAAUCAGUAUAGAGAU
Molecule: messenger RNA, 2324 nt
Organism: Lentinula edodes (shiitake mushroom)
Lineage: Eukaryota; Fungi; Basidiomycota; Agaricomycetes; Agaricales; Omphalotaceae
Exons: 2
Coding region: 314-2296 (660 amino acids)
Molecular function (GO): protein binding
Source: RefSeq, a predicted model, not a curated record